Molecule: messenger RNA, 532 nt
Organism: Salvia hispanica
Lineage: Eukaryota; Viridiplantae; Streptophyta; Magnoliopsida; Lamiales; Lamiaceae
Source: RefSeq, a predicted model, not a curated record
CCACCAGAUUUUUCUUAUAGUAAUAUUGAAGAAAGUUGUUGUUCUCCUGAGUCCUCAUGACUCCGACGUUGAGCUCUCAAGGUCUAGUGUUGGCCACCGCCAUGGCCGUCUCCGCUGGCACGGUCGUCCUCUUCGAUCUCCUCCGAGGAAAGUACUUCCCUCCCAUCUCCCAAAUUCAUCAAAACCAACUCCUCAAAUCUUGCUUGUCUUCAGGAGGAAGCAAGAAGAAUAAAAUGAAGAAGAAGAAAGUGAAAUUUGCAGAGGAUGUGAAGGAACCCAAGGGGAAUGGGGAAUUGUACAGAAAAGCAGGGAGAAAAAGGUCGGAAAUUCAGAGAAAUUGGUGUGGAAAUGAGUUGAAGAAAAUGCCUGCGAAUCAUGCUGCUCUGUAUAAUGGGAUUUUGAAGCAGAGGAUGGGCUGUUCCUAUUGAUCACUUCAUUUUUUUUUAGUUUCAGGAAAAAUCAGUGUAAAUAUAUUGAUCACUAUCUUUGAUUUUGUGUGAAUAUGACCAUACCAACAAUUUCCUGGCCUUAA